Arctia plantaginis is the source of this 519-nucleotide messenger RNA. The record is from the annotation of a GenBank genome assembly. Lineage: Eukaryota; Metazoa; Arthropoda; Insecta; Lepidoptera; Erebidae.
AUGGGAGACACAAAUAUGGUUGAAGGAAGCCCACCUAGUCAAGGUGACGGUCAAGGUCAGCGGCACAAAAGAGGCCCGUGGCAUCACCGCUUUACAGAGGAUGAGAUACGUGUUUUCAAGGAGUGCAAACGUGAGAGCUUGCUAUAUAGAGCAUUGCCAUUAGCUGCCAUCUUUGGAGCGAUCACAUACGCAGCUGUUGCAAAAGGAUAUCUGACACCCAAUAAAAGAUUCGGUGCUAUUCCCAAAAUGACGCUGGCAGCGAUCCUGGGUUACGGUAUCGGCAAGAUUUCCUACAGGAAGACAUGCAUGAAGAAAAUGAUGGCACUCCCAAAUAGUAACAUCGGACAGUUUCUUAAGAACCGCCGAGAGAAUUGUGGUCCCUGUUGUUUCAGGGGAGGCUUUCCAAUGCGAGAGGGCAUGAUGAUGGUCGGCGCUGGUGCAGACCCUAGAGACCUACAUUGGGGUACAGGACCACUGCCCUCGGACCAAAAUUCAGCUCCUGAGAAAAGAGAUGUCUGA